Molecule: messenger RNA, 2066 nt
Organism: Micropterus dolomieu (smallmouth bass)
Lineage: Eukaryota; Metazoa; Chordata; Actinopteri; Centrarchiformes; Centrarchidae
Gene: flad1
Product: flavin adenine dinucleotide synthetase 1
Exons: 11
Coding region: 233-1816 (527 amino acids)
Biological process (GO): FAD biosynthetic process
Molecular function (GO): FMN adenylyltransferase activity
Source: RefSeq, a predicted model, not a curated record
CAAGAUACCGCGUGUUUCUCACAGUAUAUGUUAGUGGAGAUGAAUCGGCAGUAGAACGAGAAUAUAAGCCAAUAUGUCACGUUAAGUGUACUUGAAUGCUAGUGCGUGCUUGCUGCUAGUGCCCCCCAACAGUGGGUUAACGCUAAAUACUUUAUGGUAGGAGACAAGUUAUGAAGGAGAAGAGGGCUUGAACUGUGAUUAAACAUUUUGGAAUACGCCGUAUGGAUUCUUAAUGUUGAUCCUUGCGUUUUCAAAGCUGAGUAGAGCAGCGGUGCGUGUGAGGAGACUGACGGCUCAACUCUGCAAAGUAACCAUGUCCACAAACCACCAGGACUCCAGUCCGUCCUCUGCAGUCAACGGGGAUCCUCGCACUGCAGCCAUUCUCAUCAUUGGAGAUGAGAUUCUCAAGGGUCACACCGUUGACACCAACAGUGGCUUUCUGACACGGGCACUAAGGAGGCUUGGAGUUUCUGUGCAGCGCAUAACAGUCAUACCAGAUGUACAAGAGGUCAUUGCCAAAGAGGUGGCCCUCCUUUCUUCUCAGUAUACACACCUCUUUACCUCAGGGGGCAUAGGCCCCACCCAUGACGAUGUCACCUUUGAGAGCGUUGCCAUGGCAUUCCAAGAGGAGCUACAUCCCCACCCUGAGCUCGCCCAGCUGGUUGAGGAAUUCUUUGGGGUUGUGGAUAAGAGCAGUGCUCCUAUGAAGCUGGCCAUGGUGCCUCGCUCAGCCAAACUCAACUAUGGAAUUGACCCUCAGACUGGACAGCCUCAACGCUACCCAGUGGUCAGUGUGCGUAACGUGUAUAUCUUUCCUGGGAUCCCGGCUCUGAUGGAGAGGGCCUUCAGUGGGCUGGAGCACCUCUUUGCUGGUUCAGGGACCACGUUUCACUUUCGUGAGGUGUUUGUGAACGCAGAUGAAACGGAGAUCGCCCCCGUGCUGACCAAACUGCAGGCUGCUUGGGGCCGGAAGGUGGCUCUGGGCUCCUACCCUGCCUGGCUGAGCAACUAUCACAGAGUCAGGCUGUACCUGGACUCAGAUAGCCAGGAGGAGGUGGACAAAGCCCGGGCACAGCUGGUCGACGAGCUGCCCAAGGGUAGCGUGGUGACCUUAGUCACUGACCCGGUGUCUGUCGCCACAGCUGAGGUGUACACACUGGCCAAGAGUGGCACACCAUUGGGCAACAAAGUUAUGUCUGCGCUGAAAACAAUAGAGGCUGCACUGGAUCAGUAUUCGACAGAGGAGGUCUGCGUCGGCUUCAACGGAGGCAAAGACUGCACGGCCUUGCUCCAUCUCUACUAUGCAGCGCUGAAACGGCGGUAUCCAGAUGUUAAAGAAAAGGUGAAAGCUCUUUAUAUCCGUAUUGUCUCUCCAUUCCCAGAAAUGGAGAGAUUCCUUCAGGACACUAUAAAAAGAUAUGACCUGGAGAUUAUCUCCGUUGAGGGCAGUAUACGGCAGGCGCUGAGCGAGGUGCAGGAGCGGAGGCCGGAGCUGAAAGCCGUCCUGAUGGGGACCAGGAGGAGUGACCCAUACUCGCACACACUCACGCCCAUGUGUCCCACUGACCCCGGCUGGCCAGACUAUAUGAGAGUCAACCCGUUACUAGAUUGGACGUAUCACGACAUCUGGUCGCUCUUGAGGACCUUAUAUGUGCCCUACUGUAUUCUCUAUGAUAAAGGGUACACUUCGCUGGGCAGUAUGGACAACACCUGUCGAAAUGCUUCCCUCCGGGUGGUGGAUGAGAAGGGGGUGACUCGAUACAAGCCAGCCUACCUCCUGGAGAAUGAAGAAGAGGAGCGAAACUCCCGGGCCUGAUGUAGUCUCGCUUCUUACCGUGUCACCUGUUGCUGAUGAUGGAGCCAGAAUUUCAGAUCUCAAAUCAUCCCCCUGCGCACACAUAGAACUGACAUUUUUAUCAAGACCUCAUGUGUAUAUUUUCAGAAUGAGAUUGUGAAGAAAGUCUGUAUGUCUGUGUGUGUAGGAGCGAGCAUGCAUAUAAAUGUGUUUCACUCUAAAGUAAUGGCUCUCUGUCCUGUUGAAUAAAACAUCAAUCUGUGUCAUCUUU